This is a messenger RNA of Dioscorea cayenensis subsp. rotundata (Guinea yam), 1853 nucleotides long. RefSeq lists its product as uncharacterized. The record is from RefSeq and is a predicted model, not a curated record. The coding region runs from base 197 to 1570 and encodes 457 amino acids. NCBI's taxonomy places the organism in Eukaryota, Viridiplantae, Streptophyta, Magnoliopsida, Dioscoreales, Dioscoreaceae. The transcript has 3 exons.
UACUGCCUUUGAAACGCCCGCUUGAAAAGCCUCUUCGAUUGUUUGAGCUCUCUGGAGAUGGAGACUGGGAGCUUAGGUUUCGCAAUUCAUCAAAGAGAGGAAGAUUGUAAUGCGGUUUAAGUAGGUAUCAAUCAGGGUGCAGUUUGUGAGGAAUCAAUAUUUUCUGACGAAGCUGAUCAGUAGGUGAUUGUUGGAUAUGGAUGAAGGAGAUGUUAGGGUUUUAAAAGAAGCUCUUUGCAAACAAUGCCUUCUGUUGAAAAAGCUUUAUAUUGAGUUGGAAGAGGAAAGAGAAGCUUCUGCAACUGCAGCUGAUGAAGCUUUGUCUAUGAUUUUGCGUCUACAAGUGGAAAAGUCUGAAGAGAAAAUGGAAGCGGUUCAAUACAAGAAAUUGACCGAGGAAAAGAUGCGCCACAAUGAAGAGUCUAUGGCAAUUCUUGAAGAAAUUAUUCAUCAACAGGAAACGGAGAUCACAUCUCUCAAGCAUCAAGUACAAGUUCUUAAGCAGAGAUUGUUGAGUGCUGGUGUAAAUGAUGGAGAUUUGGGCUUGUGUAGUCCUUCAACUCUGAAACUUAAUACGUUUUUGAAUGAGACUGGCUUUCGUGGAUCUUUUAGAAGAAACGUCUCUCUGCCUUCCAUUCGACUUGAACAGAUUUUCUCAGAGAUGGAUAUUGUUGGCAAAGAUAGAUUUCCAUUUCACAAAGGAGAAUCAAUCUGCAUGGCAAUAAGUGACUGCAAAAGCCAGCUAAUUAAAAACUCUGAGGAACAUCAACGACAAUGCGAGGAUUAUAAAUCAUUAAUCAAAGAAUGCACUUACCAAAAAUUUGACUCAUGUACAGGGGUAAAAGAGUUGUUGAGUAAUGAGUCAAUGUCAGCAAACGAUACAUUUAGAUCUGGUGGUAUGUCAUUUGGAGAAACAAGAACAAAUUUCAGUGCCAAAGGGGUCUCAUCUUCACCACCUCCAGCUGAAAAUCAUGAGGCUAUUGUAGAAUCAGGCAUGCUUGUUCAUUCAUAUCGUAAAACUGAAUCAAACAGAAAUGGGAAUCAAUUGGUCAGUGGUCAAGGCAUUUCUGAAGCUCCAGAAAGUCACACUGGACAUGCUUAUUGUGAAUAUUACAAAAGGCUGUCCCAUGAGGCUGAAUUUGAAGUGAAAGAUAAAGAUGUAUUGUCUGUUUCAAUUCCUCAAGAAGCCAAAGAUUGCUGUUUAAAGGGUCAGGACUUGUUAAACAGGUCAUUCAUUUAUAGGGACCAUGCUUAUAAGACACGAAAAACAGCUUCUAUAACUUGCCACUGCAAUCCUGUGCAUUCUAAGAUUGAGAUUGCUCCAUGUAAGACUGAGAUUGAUGAACUAAAGCAGUGGCUGCUGCACCUUGAGAAUGAUGGAAGGACUCCGAAGAUGGAUGCCCCCAAGAGAGAUAAUGAUCAAGUGAAGUUGUUGAAGGAGAUACAGGAGCAGCUCAACACAAUACAAUUGCAUAUUAAAAAUUUUCUAUCCAGGAAACAGCCCCAACGGCAACAAGAUGAUUCAGUGUACAUAUCCCUCAUGGAGGCAAUGCUCUAUUUUUCAAUAUAGUCUCAUCAAAUUUGCAAUUACGCAAGUAAUAUUGUGACCAUACCCUGAAAGAUCAAUUCAGAAGUGCUGCUUUUGACUCUGGAUGAUAAGAAGUGAAUGAUAAUCUCUGACGGUGGUUGUGAAGUGAGAAGUUGGCUGGUUGGUUUUUUACAAAUUCAAUUUAAUGUUACUUUACUGGAAUAUGUUUUAUGUAGGAAAACUUUUAGGGUCAAAGAAUUUAUUACAUCAAGAUAUAUGUAUUUUGUUUUUUUUUUUUAUAAAAAAACCUUGAGUACAGAAUUCU